UCUGAAGUGAGUUAGUUCCGACCCGCAGAAUUACAUCCGAGUUAGCUACAUCCGCCCCGCAGAAACUGCCACGCCAUAAUUCCUGUUGUCUUGUGACUUGCCAUGUAGCUAAGUUGUGAUAAGAUGGAACAGAAGUUGGCGGAGUUCAGAGCUCGAAAGAGAGCCAUGGAGGCUAAGGACUGCGAAGUCAUUGGAAAUCAGUCUAAAGCACAAUCAGAAUCAAGUCCCAAGUCGCAUAGCCCUGUACCCCCAACGAACAAAAUGGACAAACUGGAAGAACCAGUGACAACUGAGAGCUCUCCGGUGGUCGUAACAACAGAAGGAUCUCGGGUUAUCCCUUCCUGGCUUAUGGACAGUCCUGUGGGCCGCUGGUUGGGAAAGACGAAUAUCACCCUGUUUAAAGUGUUGCUUUGGCUGGUUCUGCUUGGUCUGUUCUCUGAACUGGGCUUUGGACUACCUUUUUUCCUCAUUUCUCUUUUCUACUGGCUCUAUGAGGGUCUGCGAAAGCCCACCGAACGACAGCCAGGAGAGCUCAGUGCCUAUUCUGUCUUUAACCCAGAUUGUCAGCCUAUUCUGGGGACACUCACAGCACAACAGCUGGAGGGAGAGAUGGGCUACAGACCACUGGCUAACAGUUAGCCAAAUUAAGACCAUAGCCUGACACUCAGGACAGGAAAAAGGAACAAUGACUUGCCCACGGAAAGAGAUGAUGUGUUGUUAUAUUUAAUGCCUAUUUACCGUUCCUGGUUUGAGCAAGACGCCUAUGGCUGAACCCAAAACUGGGCCUUUGGUACCUGCUCUUGCCAGUAUCAUCAGAGGGCUUUAUAGGAAGUUGAAGAUAGCACUGGUAAAAAUUUAAAUGAAGUAGGUUGCAUGUCAGAAUCCAUGUUUUUAUGCCAAAGUUCGUUUUGUGCAGAUAAUGUGGCUAAGGUGUAGGAGGGCCAUGCAGGUGCACAUGUGUAAUUUGUAGAAUGUAAUGAAGCUAGGUCAUUCUCAUUUGCUUCUUGUUCAUGGGAGUGUAGAUUUUCGGGCCUGGAGAGUUUGUGGUAAAUAUGUAUAUAAUAUGAACGGGGUGAACUCUGAAUCAGUGAUACAGUUUUACUACUAUUAACCAUUAGAACAAUGGACAUGGGUAAUGCACUGAUGAAAGAAAACAAUAAAAACUCAACACAUUUGGAUAUGUUUUUAAAUGUGUAAUAAAUGUAACCACCUUUCUGAACUGCAA
This is a messenger RNA of Conger conger (European conger), 1225 nucleotides long. It is a transcript of the gene saysd1, whose product is annotated as SAYSVFN motif domain containing 1. Lineage: Eukaryota; Metazoa; Chordata; Actinopteri; Anguilliformes; Congridae. The record is from RefSeq and is a predicted model, not a curated record. The transcript has 2 exons. Bases 124 to 639 code for a protein of 171 amino acids.